CUUUUUGGUAUCCCUAUGGAAGCAGCCGUUUAUAACUGAUAAUAGGAUCAUAUGGAGAAGUUGAGGAGGGGGAUGGCUCUUCAUAUUCAUGAAGCCUGCAUACUUCUGUUAUUAAUCUCUGGCUUGGUCACCCCUGCUGCUAUCAAUCAUGAAGACUACCCUGCUGAUGAAGGGGACCAGACCUCAAGUAAUGACAAUCUGAUCUUUGAUGACUACCGAGGGAAAGGCUGUGUGGAUGACAGUGGUUUUGUAUACAAACUGGGAGAACGUUUUUUCCCAGGGCAUUCCAACUGUCCUUGUGUCUGUACUGAGGAUGGACCUGUUUGUGAUCAACCAGAAUGCCCCAAAAUCCACCCAAAAUGUACUAAAGUGGAACACAAUGGAUGCUGCCCGGAAUGCAAGGAAGUGAAAAACUUUUGUGAAUAUCAUGGAAAAAAUUACAAAAUCUUGGAGGAAUUUAAGCCCUCUCCAUGCGAAUGGUGUCGCUGUGAGCCCAGCAAUGAAGUUCACUGUGUUGUAGCAGACUGCGCAGUUCCUGAAUGUGUCAACCCAGUCUAUGAACCAGAACAGUGUUGUCCUGUCUGCAAAAAUGGUCCAAACUGCUUUGCAGGAACCACAAUAAUUCCGGCUGGCAUUGAAGUGAAAGUGGAUGAGUGUAACAUCUGUCACUGUCACAACGGGGACUGGUGGAAACCUGCUCAGUGUUCAAAACGUGAAUGCCAAGGGAAGCAGACUGCAUAGAGGCAAAAUCCCAACCAAUGACAAGUCCAUAAAAAAUGUAAUGGCUUCUACACUGCACAUGUUAAACCUCCUGCCAGCUGUAAAAGGGUCACCAGCAAAACCUUUUAGGGUUAACAAAAGUAAAUAUUUUACUAACAAGAAAGUUCUGUCUCUCAUUCUCUCUGUCUUGCAAUCUCUCUCUCUCUCUCUCUCUCUCUCUCAAUUUCUCAUUCUUUCGCUAUACAGAAUAUAUAUACAGUAUCUAGAUAACUAUUCUGCUUUUGUAAGCACCAGUGCUUGAUGAGGACUCAAAAACUGGGUUUUUUGGAAGGAAAAUACUUAUACAAGUUCCUCCACUGCUGAUGCCUCCAACCUGCCAAUUAAGUUACAGCUCUUUCAUCACUUCCUACAACAUGAAUUGCAUUUUUUUCUGUUGUGAUUUUUAGUAUCUUCCUAAAAUUUGCACAGCCAGAAUUGUCCAGGUAGUAAGAUUAGGAGAGAAACAAGAACAAAUCAUUUUUAAUGACUACUGAUACUAAAAAAGACACUGAGGGAGGGAGGGAAGGAGGAAUUAAUUAAAAGAAAAAGGAAACGGUAAUACAACUUGCUAGAUGCACAGAGACACAGUGAUUGGACAGCCUAGGAGCAAUCUGUCUGUGUUAUGCUUUCUCCACUGAGUGGGGAUAAUCAAUAUGAAGGAUUCAACACAAUAUUCACAACUGAUACACUUAAAUCAUCAGUCAAGUCAACAAAAGAUACUAGGAACGUUAAGUGGGUGGAUUUGAUUCCAUUGCUACGGGUGAAUAUCAUGGGAAACACAAACCAAAAUAAUUUUAAAUAUAACACAUAAUAGGUUCAGAAUACUAAGAUAAAACAUGUGCAGCAUUUGUUACCAACCAACAGUCAUCAGUCUCUUUAUUAUGGGCUGCUUAUAAUACACUUCUACAUUUAUAUCUGGUGUAACUACUGACUUAAACCAAUGAUUAGUUUAUCCCUCUGUAAGUUCUGGUAGCAUAAACCCUGGAGCCAAGGUAAGUAGAUCCAUAGUUAGUCUGAUCAGCAUUGGCUUCUGAGAUGAGUUGGCUUAAACAUGCAGUUUCCCUGAAUUAUGUCUGAGUUUACCUUGUGACUGUGCCAUUAUAGCGCCUCAUCCUAUACAGUAUCAGUGCCAAGCACUGAUACCACUGAAGUCAAUGACAUUUCAAUUGAGUUCAAUGAGAUCAAGAUUUGCCCAACUGUUUCCACAACAAAGAUGGAAUUAAACAUAUCUCUAAUCAGCUCCCAGUGGAAUUCCCAGAGCUCUGUUUGUUGGCCAUUUCUUUAUGAUUUACAUCACUGGAAAAGGUGCAAGUUAAACAUGUUAAGAUCCAAGUAUAUAAUUAGUAAAACUGCCCUGGAAGACAGGCAAAAAAGUACUAGUGGACAACUUGUGACAUCAUAGAGCAAGCUAAAACCGUGUCCCUAAUAACACAAAGAUAUGAAUUCCUGCUUAGUGUAUUCUACUGUCCUAUGUAUGGACAGUGGACAAGACAUUUUGCCACCCAAACCCCUAUGAAGGAUCCCUUCACUUUUCACGCACCUCUCUUCAUGAUCCCCCCCACAAGCCCUGCAGCAUAAAACUCAUUCUGGUUAAGGAACUCACGUACGCCCAAGAAAUGAGCAUGAUGCUUGAUACCAUUCUAGGAGUAGAUGAUUGAUGUUGAAUAUGUGACAUCUACAUGCAAAUUUAUCAUGGGAGCCUUUCCAUUGACUUCAUUGGAAGCUGGAUAGAGCUUAGAGAAGUUUGGUGUACAAUGUGUAGCACCACUGAAGUAGGCUCAGUUAGAGUUUCCCCCAGAUUUAUAAGGGAGCUCUUCAUACAAGGUUAUAUUAUGACCUCAUGCCUGUGCUUGAGUAAUAACUUCCUUUAGGAAGCCAGUUGCUUCAACUGAAGCCAGUGGGAUCAUUUGUGGAACAAGAGAAUUUGAAUGUGUUCCACAGACAUAAUUUGUCUUCCCUCUUCAGAACACCUAGUUCUAUCAAGAGAGAAUAGCUAUUCCUAAAAUUAAUAAUGUGAGGAUCUUGUCCUCACGGUCCUUCAGUACAAUGUUUACCUUCCAGUGCAAAUAGCCUGACUGUCAUCAUCCUGCAGAACAGGAAGAGAACUUUCUGUAGAGCAUCAGCCUAUAGCUAGACUGGUAGCUUGCUGUUGUGGCUAUUAAUUCAUGCUGCACAACUGUGAAUCAGCCAUGAGCACCCCUGCAUGAUUUAUUCAUAGCUACACAAAGUAGAGGCAUUCCAUUGUUUCCACUCGUGGAAAGAUAGAGAUGUGCUAUCUGGUAUCUGAUGGUAGCCAAGUACUGCCUUCAGAAUUCACAGUCCUGGGAAUAAAAAAUAAAUGAUAGGGUUGGAUUUUGAUACGUAAAAGAAAACCUCUAGUGGAGUCAUGACGCUUAGUGUCCUAUGAAUUAUUGAGGAGCUACUGUGUCCUUUGUGGGACAACUGAAAAAGAAAAUGCAAUUGAGAAACCCAAGAUGGAAUCAUUCUGCCUCAAAAGAGAAGCAGAGCAAGAGCUGCAACAAGAAUUUACUAGGGUAGAGUACGAUGUUCUGGAGGUCUUCAGAAAACAUCUAGACACUUUGCUGGAGGGGAUGAUGCUCCCUGUCCUUUGUUACCAGUCAGAGAGAGUCUUUCCCUGGAGUUUCACUGCAAGCUACUUCUUCUUAAGAUCUUGUAGCACUGACACCUGUUUCUUUAUCUUGCUGGAGACAUGAGCCAAAACUGUGAUGGAACUACUCAAAGGGGUGAUACCAUUUUAUAGCUCUAUUGCAACCAAGUUACUGAGAGAGUCUUUAAAGUCAUUGGUUAUGAUUUCUUUGCGUUUUUUGUUAGUAUGAUUUUGUUAAAUCUUUUAGCCCAUUAAUUGUCCUUAUUAGAAUCAAUGACAAAUACUUAGGGCUGGACCCUCAAGCUGGUAUAAUGGACAUAGUCUGAUUGAAAUCAGUGUACCCUAGUUGAAGAUCCAACUAUUUGUCUAUUUGUCUUCAGUGGGAACAGUGUUCACAACCAGACUGUUGCCUCUAUGUUCUUCUUUCUUCCCCAUUUUUUUUUUUAAUUUUUGAGGGCCAAAUUCUCAACUGGUGUCAGUCAGCAGAACUCCUUUGAUAACACCUAAGCUGAUUCACUCCAGGUAAGGAUCUGGCCCAGGUACUUUAACUGCUACUAUUAAAUAAGGGAUCAUCAUACUUAUUUGAAAGCUGAUGCCUGUCAAUGACUAGCCAGUUUCAAAAUCUUUAAACAAUAGCGUGCCUGAAAACUAGUGAAAAAAACACUAUACUGUAAAAAAAAUGGGGUUCUAGCAACAAUAUUUGAUGUGUAAAAGAAUAUAUUAUUAAAAAUUAU
This is a messenger RNA of Alligator mississippiensis (American alligator), 4101 nucleotides long. It is a transcript of the gene VWC2L, whose product is annotated as von Willebrand factor C domain containing 2 like. The record is from RefSeq and is a predicted model, not a curated record. Gene Ontology annotation, biological process: negative regulation of BMP signaling pathway. Lineage: Eukaryota; Metazoa; Chordata; Crocodylia; Alligatoridae. Gene Ontology annotation, cellular component: AMPA glutamate receptor complex. The transcript is spliced from 3 exons. Gene Ontology annotation, molecular function: protein binding. Bases 52 to 741 code for a protein of 229 amino acids.